Molecule: messenger RNA, 879 nt
Organism: Hypomesus transpacificus
Lineage: Eukaryota; Metazoa; Chordata; Actinopteri; Osmeriformes; Osmeridae
Exons: 5
Coding region: 28-879 (283 amino acids)
Biological process (GO): regulation of cell differentiation
Cellular component (GO): membrane
Source: RefSeq, a predicted model, not a curated record
CAUCUCUGAUGGGGACUAACUGUUAACAUGAGCGUGUCAGAAAUACACCGUGGGACUCUUCGCAAGUACGGUGGAUUUGUGUUCAAACAGUGGAAGGAGAGGUACAUGGUACUGUCCGCAGAUGGCGUUCUGCUGGUGUGUCGCGACGCAGCGUCUCCUCCAGACCAGAUGGUGGCACUGCAGGGAGGCUGUGAGGGCAUUGUGGAGGGCAGGGAGAUCCUGGACCUCCCGAAGCUGCCUACCAGGGGACGGAGGGACUGCUGCUUUGCCCUCAUCCUGCCCCUCGACAAGUUCCUGCUCCUGAUGACUCACACACCUGAGGAGUGCAGCCAGUGGCUUAACAUGCUCAGGAAGGUGAGAGAGAGCGUCUCGAUGUCACGCCCCUGCAGACGGCACCUGACUCGGUCUCCCUGCAUCACAGACAGAGAUCCGCUUCCAGACCACGUCACCGAGAAAGACCCUCAAACUCCCCCAGUUAGCGACACAGAAGCACCGUCACCGGGCCCAAGCACAGGAGACGCCACAAAAAAGGAGAAGGGCAAGAAAUCCCCGCGGUCAAAGAGAAACGGGUCUGGGCGGUCGUCAGGUUGCCUCCGCCACGGCAGUAGCAACGACGCUAAAACUGUCCGGGCGGUUUACCUGCUGAUGGGCGGUGCAGCUGCAUCCUCUGCCAUGGGCUACCUCGGCGCCUGCUCUUCCUCCAACCUGGAGACCAGGGCUCCCGACAUUCCGGUGACCACAAACUUCUCCGAGAUAGGCUCCGGAGGGGCAUACCACACCUGCAGCCACACGGCCGACUCACCCCAUUUCCAUAGUUUCGACUUCGAGGCGGGAGAUUCGGACUUUGACGCCUUUGACUGUGGCGGAUUUGCAUUCUAG